UUAUGUAGUCGGACGAGGUCGGCAUGAAGCGAAUCAUUACACCUUCCAUAAACGGACACCGUAAUACCGCAUCUCCCGGUGGCUGCUGGCCAACGCUCGAUAUCCCGCACCGCGCAGUGCUCGCAGCAUGGGCGCAAACCAAUCCACGUCCCAGACCGACGAAAAGGUCUUUGCCUCAGAGACACCCAUUCAGUUCUCGCAAGAUGUCGUGAACCAGCUUGCGGACCACCUCGCAUCGCCGGAGACACCGCCAGAGCGGCAGUCGAGCAUCGACGCGCACAUCCGCUCGCGCAUCCAGACGGAACUCGCACGUCUGCGCGCGGAGGAGGAGCAGGUCAAGGCGGAGAUCGAGCGUGCGCUCGAGAAGGAGAACCUUGACCGCGAGCGGAGCAUGGCGGGCGAGGAGGAGGGCGAAGGCGGUGCGGGUGGGGUGAAGAGCAGUGCUGCGCUUAUGGGCGAUCUGGAGGAGGUCAGGCAGAAGGUCGAGAGGUAUAAUGCGCGGCACGAGCUAGAGGGGUAUUCGGAGGUGCACGGGAAGGGCGAGGCGGUGGUCUCUUGUUACAAAAAACACGCGACAGCACCACUAGACUGCUGGCGGGAGGUGAGCGACUUCAAAGCAUCCGUAGCGCAAAUAGAGCAGCGAUACGUACAUUCAUUGCAAUAGCACUGCGCGCGUCGUGUCGUACAACAUUUAUCGCAUUGCAAUGGGAGCCUGAUUACCCAAAAGUACAGCAAGUCAAUCUUUACUACUUUUACAUACAACAAGAAACGUCCACA
This is a messenger RNA of Laetiporus sulphureus 93-53, 777 nucleotides long. RefSeq lists its product as uncharacterized. The transcript is spliced from 4 exons. The coding region runs from base 128 to 664 and encodes 178 amino acids. The record is from RefSeq and is a predicted model, not a curated record. NCBI's taxonomy places the organism in Eukaryota, Fungi, Basidiomycota, Agaricomycetes, Polyporales, Laetiporaceae.